Camellia sinensis is the source of this 3281-nucleotide messenger RNA. The record is from RefSeq and is a predicted model, not a curated record. Lineage: Eukaryota; Viridiplantae; Streptophyta; Magnoliopsida; Ericales; Theaceae.
ACUUAAUUUGACUAAUGAAAUGGCCUUUGAUAGGGCCGCGUGGAGAAGAAGGAUUCAUGUAUCCAACACCAUUUGAUGGGACUUAAGGCGUGGCUUGGUUUGGUUUGGUUAUUGUGAGGAUGUAUCCGGAUAUAGAGGAUAGAGUGAAGGUUGGUGAGCAAUUAGAAAAGUUCAAUAAGGUCGAGGGUAUGUUUGGUAUGAGCAUGGCCAUCUUGACAAGGGAAAAGAAACAACUCGCUCUAUGGUGGGAAAGUUACGGAGAAGAGUGCAAAGAGCUUCAAAAGCUAGCUAUGCGAGUGCUAAGUCUUACUUGUAGUGCCACCGGGUGUGAGAGAAAUUGGAGCACUUUUGAUCAUGGGCACUCGAAGAAAAGAAACCGGUUGGAGCAACAACGGUUGAAUGCUUUGGUUUUUGUGAAGUAUAAUAUUCAACUUGAGUUAAGGCAAAUUAAGAGACAAGAAAGGGGUGAGACUUAUGAUCCUAUUUAUUUAUUGGAUAUGGAAUCCGAUGAUGAAUGGAUUACCGAGAAAGAGGAUCCAUGUCUACCCGAAGAUCAUUCAUGGAUGGACAUCCAAGAGUGCUUCGAAGAUGAUGAAGGAACAACAACUAGCAAAAAGAGAAAAAGAGGACCAAGAAAUUUAAAUGCCACCGAUAGAGGAAAAAGAAAAGUAUUUGAAGAUGACGAUGAAGUUGAAUUGAUUGAAGGUGGGGAAGGGGAAGAGGAAGAGGAAGAAGAGUUUGAUGAAGUGACUAUGGUAGAUGAUGAUGAAGAUGAUAUUGACCUUGGAGACGAUGAAGAUUGAAAUGAAGAAAUGAAGACUUUUUGGAAUUUUUAACUUUGUCUAAUCUAACUUUUGUUUUGUAUGGUUUCUUUUUGACACAAGUUACUUUACAAGUAUAGAUUAGAGUUUUGAAAAGUUUAGAACUUGUUAAGUUGUGAACCUUAUUCAUGAUCAUACAUUCAUAGAAUCAAAUUAUAAUGAAUAUGGAUUGCCAUACAUAUAUGUUGUGAUGUGUAUUUACAUAAAUUAUAUCAUAAAUACAUAAAUAUAAUAUAGGAUGAUAGAUCACGGUGGGGCUCGGACCCACAUCUCUUGCCAUAGAAGCGUCUUACCUAUUUAGACCACGUGAUCAUCAUGUAAAGUAACAUUUUUAUUACUUUAAAUCUAAAUAUUUCAUAUUGAUAAUAUUUAAGUGUAUAAAUAUGUUUUUUUUAUGUAAUUUAGAAAACGUAAGUGAAUCUUUACGAUUCACGAUUCGAUUCGAUUCGAUUCGCGAUUCGAUACAUGGCCAUUUCGAUACACGAAUCGAAUCUCAAUUUGACAACUAUGGUGACCAUAGACUGGAAAGUAUGGUAUAUCUGGUAGAAGUCAGAUUUAUGAGUCAUAAGAUAAACCCAAGUGUAACGGGUGCAGUCAUCAAUAAAAGACACGUAGUAUACAGAGAAUCCCUUUUGGUGAGAACAGGAGAAGGGCCCCAAACAUCAGUAUGAAUUAAAGAAAGUGGUGUAUCAGAUAUAGAAGUACUUUUAUGAAAAGGUAAGGCUGUUAUUUUGGCAAGUUUACACCCCCGACAUUCAGUAAGUUCACUAGAAAAAAUUUUACCCAAUAUACUCGACUGAGCUAAAAACCGUAAGCGAUCAGCAAACAAAUGCCCUAAUCUAAAAUGUCACAAGUAGAAAGGACUAGAUAAAGAAUCUAACUGAAAAGAGGAAAAUGCAGUCUGAGAGGUUGCUAUAGGCAGAUGCAAGCUUUCCAUCACAUAAAGGUCUCCAACUCUACGGCCGGUCCCAAUCUGCUGUUUAGACAUCCGAUCCUGCACAGAGCAGAUAGAAGAAGAAAAGAUAACAUAAAAACCAGAGGCAUCAGGCUGACUGAUAGAUAAUAAGCUGACAGAUAACUGAGGAACAUAAAAGACAGAUAGAAUAGAGAUAGUAGACAUAGCAGAUGGUAGGACAGACCCAAUAGAUAUAACAGACAUACCAAACCUAUUAGCAGCAUUGACAGUAAUAGGAAAGGGAGGAGGAGUACAAUUUUGAAGUAAGGGGAGAUGGAGAGUCAUAUGAUGAGAGACACUGGAGUCAAAAAUCCAGAUAGACGAAGAAAUACCUGAAGAAGACUCAAGCAAACCUGAAUGAAGAAAGAAAACAAUAGAAGUAGACAGGGAUGGUUGAGAGGCAGACAGUAUAUGUUGAAGCUGAUUAAUCUAAGCACUCAAGGAAGCUAAGUCAGGAUUAGGAGCCGGAGCAGAUGCAGCAGGAGGCUGAAAAAUAUUCAGAGAAGGGGCGCAGAAUUGGAUCGGAAACUGCUGAGAAGACAAGGCAGACAAACAUCCUUCUUGUGACAAUGAUACUUCUAAUGACCCCUCUGAUGGCAGAAGGCACCUUCAUCUGAUGCCAACGGCCCCUUCUUGUUUACGAAUACACUCAUAAUAUUAGAAGUCAAAUGGGUCCAACCAAAACCAGAGAUACAAACUGUGGUAAAAAAGUAAUAAAGGAGAAACUCCAGAACACCCAAGCAAACAGUACUAAAUGGGACAAAUAUACACAGUGGGUUAGAUACGAUCAAACCUGAAUCAAGUUACAAAAUAAUGAAACAGAGAUCCUGAUGGGUCGAACAUAGAGAAGAGGCGAGUCACUUUGGUCAAAUCCUUCGGCAUGAGAGGCGAUUGUGCAGACGAUGUAUUACGAAUGGAGCUAGUGAUCGAAGAUCAGCAAUCACGGACAGAUGAUGCACCCAACCACGUCGAAGGCAACCAACGAUGGACAAGAGAAAGAGAGAUAUGUCGCGAGGUCCAGAAUGAACAAGGAACCAGAGAGGGUCGAAGCAAAUGACUGAAAACGACUGAACGACCAGACGAAUUAGAGAGACGGCUGAAGCAGACGAACUAGAGAAUCGUGAUCUGGGGAGUGCGAUUCAAACUCAAAUGAUUCGCAACUUGAUAGGUUGCGAUUCAAGCUCAGAUGGGUUGCACAAAUUCAAAAAGCAGAACCAAAGAACUCAAACGAACCAGAAAAGAUUUAAGGGAGGCUAGGGUUUUAGGCCUUGCUCUGAUACCAUGUAAGAUUCCUAAAAGCUUUUUUGUAUAUUGAAUUGUAGCAAUUUACAAAGAGUUCAUCAGUUUAUAUAGCCCUAAAUCUAUGACUGAAAAAGGAAAUACAAACUAAUUUCUAUUUACACAAUCAUGCCAUAUAUACACAACAUGCCAUAUAUACAAUAUAUUCUCACAAUAUGCACAAUUGCUAUAUCUAUAUUUAUUGUUAUGUGAGAGCUUGCUAGCUU